AUGGAACAAGAUGGAGACUCACCACCUUUCUGGUCCCAACCUUCAACCAACGCCAUCUUCCAACACCAACGCCUUCGCCGCCGACCACCCUCUCCGAUCUUUAACCCGGUUUCCCUUAUCCUCCUCCUACCGAUCAUUGCAUUGCUCGUUAUAUUUUUCUUACUUCCUCCAUUUCUCACCCAUACAACUCAAAUCCUUCGUCCCACCUAUUCAGUUAAAAAAAGUUGGGAUUCACUCAAUAUCCUUCUGGUAAUCUUUGCAAUUCUUUGUGGGGUUUUUGCGAAGAGAAACGACGACGUUUCGGCGGCGGAAAGUUCCCAUGAUGAUGAACGGGUUGCUGCUGCUAGUGAUACAACUGCUCAGCAAGCUGAGAGCAGCACCAAUCAAUGGUUUAACACUCCUCUGGUUGGAUUGGGAGGGACCGGGGUUAACCGGUUGAGAAGGAGCAGUAGUUCUUAUCCGGAUUUAAGGCAAGGACCGGUGUGGGAAACCGGAGAAACGCGCCACCGGUUUACGGAUGACUUUGAGGUGAAUUUAUACAGGCAUUCGCGGCAAACUGCUACCGAAGAACUUCACCACCGUCCACGGCGGAGCGGGGCGGAGAGGGAGGAGACUGAUGUUAAAGUGAUCCCGGUGGAUACUUUUGAAGUUCAUUCAGCUAGGCCUCCCUCACCUGAACCGCCGCCGAAGCCAGUAACACCACCACCUCCUCCUCCGCCGCAACCGCCUCCACCGGCGAGAUUGAAGCGGAGGCGAUCACUUCACAGCGUUCCACCACGUAAAGAAAAGUUGGGAAAGCCACGUGUGGGGCCUAAGGUUACUGAGGCUGAGUUGGAAGAAAGCCCAUUACGACCUCCCCCAGCUGCUCCUCCGCCUCAGUCAUUUGCUCCUCCUCCUCCGCCGCCGCCGCCACCACCUCUGGAGUUUGAGCAAAUUCCAGAGCAGAAGCUCCAGCGGAGAAAGAGCGGAACGGCCAAGGAAAUAACAACAGCCCUCGCUUCUUUAUACAAUCAGACUAAAAGAAAGAAAAUUUUGAAAAAAAGAAACAAUUCUGAGAGUUCCAGUGAGAGCUCUCCGCCUUCUGUACAUUCAUCCGUUCCACCACCAACGCCCCCGCCGCCACCUCCUCCUCCUCCACCACUUCCUUCUUCUCGGGUCUUUCAAAAUCUUUUCAAGAAAAGUAGCAAAAAUAAACGUAUAUAUUCCCUUUCCGGCACUGCACCACCACCUCCGCCUCCGCCACCGCCUCCUCCAAAUUCAAUAUUCAAUAACUUGUUUAAAGGCGGGAGCAAGAGUAAGCGAUUUAACUCGACAUCAUCAGCUCCUCCUCCACCACCCCCACCUCCGCCACCUCCGUCGUCUAUCCUGAAUACACUUUUCAAGCACGGAAGCAAAAGCAGGCGGUUCAAAUCAGAGAGCACAUCUCCACCACCACCACCCCCGCCGCCGCCACCUCCACCAAUGCAGCAAAUGUCAUCAAACCGCAAGCCGAAAUACACUCAACCUCAAACUCCAACAACAGUACCUGAACCUUUCCGGCGACGACCGUCGUCCACCAGGAAGCCUCCGUUGCCGGCGAAAACAAGUAUUUACUACGAGGAUUACAUAAAUAGCGGCGCACAAUCGCCACCAAUACCAACGCCGCCUCCGCCACCACCGCCGUUUCCAAUGCCGGACUUCAAAUUCGUGGCUCGCGGAGAUUUUGUUAGGAUAAGGAGCGCUCACAGUUCAAGGUGUAGCUCUCCGGAACUGGAAGACGUUGACGUAAUGUCAGUCAAAUCAUCGGAAGCAAUGGACGGUGCAGAUUCAAUUGGGCAGUCAGUGUUUUGUCCAAGCCCGGAUGUUAACCUGAAAGCUGACAAUUUUAUUGCUAGGCUCAAAGAUGAGUGGAGGCUGGAGAAAAUGAAUUCAAUGAAAGGGAAGCAUAAGACGGACCAUGGACCAAGCCCAGAAUUUGUUUGA
Messenger RNA from Coffea eugenioides, 1962 nucleotides. Its product is annotated as protein EARLY FLOWERING 5. Lineage: Eukaryota; Viridiplantae; Streptophyta; Magnoliopsida; Gentianales; Rubiaceae. The coding region runs from base 1 to 1962 and encodes 653 amino acids. The record is from RefSeq and is a predicted model, not a curated record. The transcript has a single exon.